AUGUCCAAGGAUAGCUUUGCCAGCACAAUGAACAACCUCCAACAGAGCAUUGUCUCAUACGCUGCCGAGCGCGGUGUGGCCAUCGUGUCGUCCCGCGGCAAAGCCUCCGUGCUUUUGAACAGCGCGAAUGCGGUUCCAUGGACUCCCAAGUACUCGGUCUUCCUCUUUGUCGUCGAGGGCAGCCAGGCAUACAUUGCCCUCAACACGGUGGAUGAUGGCAGCUGCAUUGCUUGCCGCUCCAGCGACCACAAGGUCUAUACCUUUGACUUUGAGAUCAAGGCUGAGUCUGGCUUUUCCACUGUCAUCGGUGGUAGCAAGUGCAGCGGCGCCACCGUGGCUGACAUGAUGGACCAGCUGGAGGCUGCCGAUUUGAACAUGACCUCUCCUCAAGGCUACGAGUUCAACACCCGCGUGUGCUUCGGCCUUAAGGGGGCUACCGGUAUCGAUUACUCUCUCGUCAACUUCAACGAUUCGGCUGGUGGUCUUGGCCUCGAGCCUCGCACCCUCUCCUCUGAACUGAACUCCACUGCCAUCAAUGACCACAUGCGUCGCGACUAUCUUCACAUGAUCAGCAAGCCUCGCAGCCUCUGUCAAUCUUCUAAGAUUGUGAACCUCGAUGAUGCUCUCGUCGACACUAUCAACACGUCGGCAGCCGAUGCGCAAGGCGUUGUUCGCUCAGAAUUUGAAGAGAUGGGCGGCCAGACCAACACGGAGCACGUGCUGAAGCUGCUGAACGUUGACCCCAAGGACGCCGUGGUGGUCAAGGAAAUGACCUUUUACGACGGAUCUGGUGUCCGCGUGCAAAUGCGCAAUGUUUUUGUCGGCAUUGCCAACGGGAACUUGGUGUUUGCCUCCAAGAUGGAGGAGCUUGAAAUGAACGUCGAUCACUUUGGUGCGCUUGAUGUGAGCUUUGAGACAGACAUGGCCGCUCGCAACACCAGCUGCAUUAGCUCAGCCCGGGCGUGCUGCAUCAAGUACAACCCCAUCUCCCUGAUUGCCGGUGCCAUCGGUUCCUGCUUCAGCUUCUGCACCCGAAAUGUUUGCGUUUGCUGCAAGCCCAGCCUGCCUAUGUACACGCAAAUCAAGGACCUCGACCAGCUCGGUGCCACUCGCAUUAGCACCAAGUCGAUUGUCUCCACCCGUUACAUGAGCACCAAGACGGUCGUUGCCACGUCCAAGGCUGAACAGUUUGGUCCUUGCUAUGGUGUGCUCAAGUGCUGCAACCCUUGCUGCUGCUGCUGCAGCAAGAGCGAGUAUCAGGUCACCUCUCGCUCCGUGGACAGUGCCACUGAGCGUGUGGCCCAUAUUGGUGUCUAUAACGAUGUCGUGCCCGGCUCCUAUGAGGAGAUGUCCGGUACUCUCCAGCUCAUUUUUGCUCGUGGUGAGCGCGAGGAUAAGGCUCUCGCUCUCAUCCAGCGCCUCAUGGACAUGGCUGCCGACAAUGCAAGCAAUUUGGCUGAGGCCCGUCUCCAGAUGCAUGCCGCUCAUGGUCCUACUCAGCACAAGGGAUGGUUCUCCAGCAUCAGCGCCUAA
Messenger RNA from Monosiga brevicollis MX1, 1533 nucleotides. RefSeq lists its product as uncharacterized. The transcript has 2 exons. The record is from RefSeq and is a predicted model, not a curated record. Bases 1 to 1533 code for a protein of 510 amino acids. Lineage: Eukaryota; Choanoflagellata; Craspedida; Salpingoecidae.